Molecule: messenger RNA, 2348 nt
Organism: Triticum aestivum (bread wheat)
Lineage: Eukaryota; Viridiplantae; Streptophyta; Magnoliopsida; Poales; Poaceae
Exons: 9
Coding region: 766-1794 (342 amino acids)
Biological process (GO): negative regulation of translation
Molecular function (GO): rRNA N-glycosylase activity
Source: RefSeq, a predicted model, not a curated record
GAUCUGACCAAGGAUUUACUUGUUUCCUCCUCCUCUCUAUUCCCCUCCCCUUGAGACCACACCACAUCACAGAGGCCGCGGCGGCGCCGGCGCCGGCGCUCCCAAUGACGUCGACCACGGCGACAGAAGGCACGUUUUGCUACUUGGCUGGCUGUGGUCGGACACAAGGAGCUCGGGACGGCACAUAUGUUGUGCGGUGCAAGCAACUUCUUCUCUAUUGGAUUGGAUUGGAUUGGAUUUCCGCUGAGAACACGGCAAAGACCGCCAUCCACACCACACCACAGGACGUGUCCGGCGGUCCACUGGGCCAAAGGCCAGAUCUCGGCCCAGGCUACCCCGUACGCAUGAUGUGCGCAGGCCCAACCCGCCGCCUGUGAUCCACCGGGCUCGUUAUUGGGUGGACGGGCCUGGCUAUGGAUGGAUCUGGCCCAACAGGUGCCAUCACCUCCCGACCCAGCGCCGUCUCUCUCUUUCGGGGGAGGAAAGGGCGAGAGGUCGAGGGGCGGCGGCGACGACAGCGUCGACCGGUGGCGGAGGCGGCCGCGACCACCUCAACCCCCCGUGACCAGAGCCGGCCAUCAAUCCGCCAUAGCUUUUCGGGGGAACGUGGUGAGGUCGAUCUGACCGGCGGUGAUCUGUUUUGGAGGCGGCCGUCCCCAGCCCAAGCUCGUCUGCCUAAGGUCGACGGGAAGACGGGGCUGAGGCUGCAUCUGCGGGUUAUAUCUGUUGAGGACGCUGCCUUUCUUCCAACGAAAGCUUUCUCGGAUGGCCCCCAAGGAGCAAAGACUUCACGCUGAUCUGUUCAAGGUGACCCACCAGAAGGUGGUUGAUGCCAUCAGGGCAAACAUAACUAAUCAGACCUCAUAUGAUCAAAUUAAGAUUAUCCAACUCAGCUGCGAGCCGACAGAUGAAGAAUUGUUGAUGUUUUAUGCGGAGGUCCAUAAUCACCUAUUGGAGGUGGCUUCCCUUUCUAUCAACAAGAACGUUGAUUUCUUUGCGCCAGAGGAGGGAUUCGCGGAAGGCUUUGUUCCUGAGAUUGCAGAAGGACUACCAGUUUUAAGGCCUCAAACUAAGAAUAUAUCAUAUUUCAUUGUCGAGUUUGUUGGUGGUCCUGGAGAACCACGCCUGCAAUUUGCUGUUCGCCAUGACAAUCUGUACUGUGUCGGUUUCCGGGUGUUGUCUGCCAAUGAUAACGCAAAAACCAAAGAUUGGUCCUCUUUUGGUGAUGUUAACCUUUUGAAGUGUGCUGCAUUUCCUAAUGUUGAGGCAUCUAGAUUGUCAGAGAGCUAUAAAUCUUCCAAAUCAGUGCGAAUAUACCCCAUGGUUUUCCGACGAAUAUAUAUGUACUUCUCCAAAUACACUUGCAAUUCUGCUGUAGCUGUUGGGGAAUUGUUAAAAGACACAUUGUUUGUUGUUAUCUGUGAGGCAAGUCGCUUUGGGUUUGUCCAAAGGUUGACUUUUCAAGGAAUGCAUGCUUUCGAAGUUCCGGUUGGACUCACUGAUUUGAUGGAUAAUAUUAUUCAUGAUUACAAGGAUUUGUCAUUAGGGGCACUGUUGAUAUAUCUGUAUGACCUAGAAGAGAAAUUGAGCGUGGCUGAGAGAUCACGCUACCAAACUGAAGAUCAACUAGCAGCUGCACUAGUUGGAUUCAACAGUUACGCUCUGCAUGUGAAUCUCAGGGGAUCUGAUGGUCUUUAUGCUCCGAUGUUCGAUAGUGAGGUUGUUAGGCUUAUCCAUAUGAGGCUUCGGAACUUUGACAAAAAUAUCCGCAAAUUGACUGAUGUUUCUUAUUGAUUGCUGCUGAUUUGCUGAGAAAUGGCUCCUGAUGAUGAUUCAAUCUUUAUUCCAAGUUAUCCAUAUGAGGCUUUUGAAGUUUAAUCUCUGGUGCUGUGUUGUCCCUCCCUCAUAUCAAUUGCUUUGAAAUGGCUCCUUAUGAUGAUUCAAUCUUGAUGAUGGCCUCUGCUUCUUGAUGGCCGUUUUCUAUGAUGUCCCUGCUUCUUCCUGAUGGUAGCCCAUGUGAUUUUGGCUGCUGUAGAUGACACUGGCCUUGUUAUUUGUUCAUUUUGUCCUUUCUCAGACAGUGGCUUUGCCGUUUUUGAGCUUGUGGCUGAUACUCCUUAGGCUAUAGUUUACUGAAGUAGAAUUUCGUCAUGCCUGUGCUCAGUGUAUUUUUUGUUGAUUGUGCCUUGUGUACCAUGGAAUUGCUGGCUGAUACUGCCUUGGGCUGCUAGUUUACUGAAGUAGCAUUCCUCUAUGCUCAGUGUAAUGUUGUUGCUACUCACUGAAAAGCUCACUUUAUCAUUUCUGGGUAGCCUGAGGAUAAUGAAAUACGAACUUUCUUUGAACUA